Pelagomonas calceolata is the source of this 1471-nucleotide messenger RNA. Lineage: Eukaryota; Pelagophyceae; Pelagomonadales; Pelagomonadaceae. The record is from the annotation of a GenBank genome assembly.
CCUGGCGCCGCUUGCUGCUAUUUCACGUGAGAUUCAAGCCCCGCUGGGCAAGAUGGAUCAUGUAGCUGCGCCACAAGGCGCAGCGCACGCGCCGGCCGACGACCAGUGCAACUGCACGACCGCGCACAUCGACCCGAACUGCUACUGUCCACCCGACAGUCCCAAAGGCCGCGCCUCAAGCGGCGGCGCCGCGGCGCCGCACGCCCUGACCCACAGCCACGAGUCCCUGGGCUCCUUCACGCGCAACCUGAGCGCCAUGAGCCUGGAUGACAGCGCGACGCCGAAACCGCCGGGUCGGGUCUCGCCAGACUUCCGCGGAAGCGAGGGCCACGCUCUGACCCAGGCGGCGCGCACGCUCUCGAACAUUUCCGCGGACGCCGGCGUCGCGCCGGCGUCGGCGCCGGCGCCCUACGCGCCCCUCGCGCCGCCGUCGGCGCCCGCGCCCUGGCCGCCGGCCGCCGCGCCGAGGCCCGCGGCGGCCGCCGCGGCGCCACCGUGGGCGCCGGCGCCGGCCUCGGCGCCGGCGCCCUGGCCGCCCGCGACGUCGCCGCGCUACCGCGCGACCGACGAGGCGCUGCGCCGCGAGCGCGCUUUGACUUUUGACGAGUCCGACGGCCACGCUAUGAAAGUAGACGCCUGCGACGCCUGCCCCUACUGCCACGACACGUGCGCCGACCCGGACUGCCCUAGAUGUGCGGUCUGGCGCUUGCGGCCUCGCAAAAUGUGUAGGGGCUGCGCCGUCUUCUCGCCCUGCGAGGUCCGGCGCCACGCGUCGGCGGAGUCGUGCUGGCUCGUGGCCGGGCGCGACGUUUUUGAUGUCACAUCAUUCCUGCCGCGGCACCCGGCCGGGACGCGGUCCAUCGUCCGGAAGGCCGGCGGCGCGGACUGCACGGAGGACCUCGGCUUCCACUCGGCGAAGGCCCAAAAGCUGUGGAUGCAGCACAAGAUCGGGCGGCUGGAGCCCUGCGGCGCGGAGAAGAAUCCGGACAACGGCUGCGCCGUGGCCUAGCCGAGACGUACUGUGUAAUCGUGUUGAUCGUUAUUAGCCACGCUUUGCGUCGACAGCGUGCCGUUGACGUCGGAUCGCGCCGUCGGUGCCGCGUCUACGAGUCAUGAACAGGUCGAGCCGCCGUCGGAGACCGACACCGAGGCCGACACGCCGACGCGCGCGAUCAAGCCGCCGCGGCCGCGCACGUCCAAGCUCGAGGGCAACGCCGCGCGGACCGCGGUCGUCGCUGUGCUCGUCGCCGUGGCCGUGGCCGAGGUCCGGCGCCUCGACAAGAUCGUCGCGCUCGUCGGCGGCUUCCUCGGCAUCCCGCUUGCCUUUGUCUACCCGCUCGCCGUACACCUCAAAUUGGUGCCGAACGCGCCGCCGCGGACGCGCGCGCUGAGCGCGUGCGCCAUGGCCGUCGGGGCUGUUCUCGGGCUUGCGUGUUCGGCGGUGACGGUGCUGACGUGGAAUCGGUCUUGA